Cololabis saira (Pacific saury) is the source of this 3346-nucleotide messenger RNA. Its product is annotated as B2 bradykinin receptor-like. Gene Ontology annotation, cellular component: membrane. Bases 272 to 1285 code for a protein of 337 amino acids. The transcript has 2 exons. NCBI's taxonomy places the organism in Eukaryota, Metazoa, Chordata, Actinopteri, Beloniformes, Belonidae. Gene Ontology annotation, molecular function: bradykinin receptor activity. Gene Ontology annotation, biological process: G protein-coupled receptor signaling pathway; immune response; neutrophil chemotaxis. The record is from RefSeq and is a predicted model, not a curated record.
UAUUUAUAUACAUAUAUAUUUUUUUCAUUUUGUAUUUACGCUGUGGUGCCUUUAAAAUUGGUUUACCCCUAAGUGUGCCUGGUUUCAGAGGAGCAAGGAGGAGGGAAGAGCUGAAUCCAUAAAAGAAUGCAACCCUGUGAGUCUCCAGACCAAAUGUCUUUCUUCUUUCAGAAAGUACAUCACAGUCAAACAGACGGAUACAGUGAAAAGUGUUUGUUCCUUGCUGGCUUCACAGUCUCUCUUUCCAUCAGGAGGAAUAAUUCUCAUAGACAUGAGCAUCUCUGCCAACCUCAGCAUGAUGUCUGGAAACCAAACACAAGGAAAUAACACAAAAUGUAAUCUUGAAAAUGACGACAGGACCUUCCAGGUGGUUCCAGUCUAUAUCCUCAUCGUAGCUGUGCUGGGAAUAGUCCUUAAUAUGUUUGUGUUGAUGGUGUUCUGCCUCCACAAGAAAGCCUGCACCGUGCCUCAGAUCUACUUGAGCAACCUGGCAGCUGCUGACCUUGUCCUGGUGUCCUGUUUGCCCUUCUGGGCCAUUAAUGUUUCAAGGAAAUUUGUUUGGACUUUUGAUGAAUCCUUGUGCAAAAUUAUCAAUGUGGGGAUUGUAAUGAAUGCUUACUGCAGCAUCUACUUCCUGGUUCUGGUGAGCAUAGAUCGUUAUAUGGCUCUUGUACACCCGAUGACCCAAAUGAGAAUGCGCCGACCUUCUUAUGCUAAACUUGGAUGUUUGCUGGUGUGGGGUCUGGGCUUUCUCCUGAGUCUCCCCUCACUCAUCUUUAGGAAACUAGACUUUGAGGGAAGAUGCCAUAUUGAUUAUCCAAAAAAUAUGUAUCUGGUGUUUGAGCUUAUGCUCUUCAUAUUCAGUUUCUGCAUACCUAUUUCCAUUAUUUCCUUCUGCACAAUCAAAAUUAUCAAAGUGCUGACGAACAGGCUAACUGAGGCUUUAGGGUCUCAGAACAAGGACCAGAAGGCCACCACUCUGGUCUUGGCGGUCCUUUUGGCGUUCCUGAUCUGCUGGGUGCCUUUCCACCUGACUAAGAUGACAACGAUACUUAGUAAAAUGGGCAUUAUAACAAAAUGCUCCGUCCUUUAUGUCCUGCUCAUCUGCCGACAGACCUUCACCUACUUUGCCUUCUUCAACAGCGUUCUCAACCCCAUUCUCUACGUCAUUGUUGGCAAAAACUUCAGGACAAAAACGAAGGAACUCUUUAAGCAGUGGAGUGAUGUGAGAAAACAACACAGUAAACUGUCAAGAAGUUGUCAAACUCAAAAUGUUACACCCUGAUCACAGUGAUGGGCAAUUUUCAUCUUUGAAUAUAUAAGUUUUGUCAUUAUGUUGACAGUUAAUUCGUUUAUGUUUCCCAGUUUGUUUGUUUUUUUCCACAGUUUUUAAAAAAACUGAAACUGAAAAUAAAACAAGGUAACUUUAAGUUUUUUAAACCAAAUUAUGUGAUACUUUUCUAAUGAAUGAUACAUACAUACAUACAUACAUACAUACAUACAUACAUACAUACAUACAUACAUACAUACAUACAUACAUACAUACAUACAUAGAUACUUUCACCUUUAAUUGUCAAUAUUUUAACAAAUAUUGGGAGAUAAAAAUGAUGGGGGAAAAAAUCUUCUUAUGUCAGCUUAUAAUAUAUUUUAUGCAGAAUCCAAUGACUUUUUUAUCGUCCAUCCCUACAUCAUGUAAAACCCACUCAUUCCAAUGCAGGAUCACAAGGAUCCACUGGAGUCUACCCCAGCUGUCACUGGACAAAAGGCAGGGGUACACCCUGGAACAGUUUAUCACAACAACACACCUACAUGAUCUCUGUCAGUAACCAGUAUUGGUUAUUAUAGAUGUAUAAAAUCUAUAAUUAGAUACAUAAAUCUAUAGCAUAUAAAUAUAGUCAGUGUACUCUUACAGUGAAGAUUUAAAAGGCUUUUCCAAUGCUCUGAUCUAUUCAGUCUGUGGAUGUACAGCCUAAGUACAGAUAUUGGGGGUGAUAAACAUAACCCCUCUCUGCAGAAUGUGAGCCUACAGAUGUAAUUGGACUCACCCGGUGAGAAACACCAUAAAGAAUGUGAGAGAUGAGUAUCUCCUUCUAGUUAAAUAGACCUAGGAAUAUUUGGAAUAAACCAUGCAAAAAGGUGAAAGCAAACAUCAAAUAUCGUUUGACAUGCCUGCACUCGUUCCCAACGGUUGGCUUCCUUUGUGUUUUUUAGGUAUUUAGGGCAUGCCAUUGUUUACACAUUCAUUUCGUGCUCUCUAUUCUUCAAAAUGGAAUGUUAAUAUAAAUAUAUCACCUACUUGGAUGUUUGUUUUUUUCACUGUGUAUUAUUUAUCUGCAUGUGUCCUUUUGCCAGUAACUAACACUAUUUGCUACGUGACAUCUGAUAAACAAAUCAGUUAAAAUCCCAACUUUGUCAUCUAAGAUCCAAUGUGGUUCCAGACAUCCUGUAUACCUCUUGUAGUAUUUUACAGGAUAUGUGAAACUGGAUCUUCUGUUUUGCCAUUCACACCAGAAGAGUUGUUUGAUUAGAAAUAAUUUCUGACACAACAAUAUACUGUUCUUACUACAUAACUAACCAGCACUACCACAUGUGUCUUGUAUUUCCAAAGUAAUGGACUUAAGCUGAGAUAAUGAAAAUGAUUCACAAACAAGAGCAACUAACUGAUGCCACCUUGUGAUAGUUUAGAGGUGAGAACCAGAAAACAAGGCCUGCCUAUUUGAACUUUGUUGUAUAUGAUCAUAAAUGUAUGUAUUCUUAGUAUCAUAAAUGAUAUGCUUCAUUUGUCAAAACAGGAAAUCCUGCCUGCGUACAUGCCUCUGCAUUUGUUGUAUACUGUUUAAUAUUUAGAGUUAAGCAAUAUGUUAACAUGUUUUAGUCCUGAUUUGAGAAAGUAUCUGUGUAUCAAGUAUUUUUUUAUACUAAACUUUGUGUACCUUGGCUGGCAUGAAUUCAAGCAACAUUCACAGUGUUUAUUUUAUAAGUAAUAAACUUUGCAAUGUUCACUGUCACAGCAGGUUUACUGUAUCCUUUUGAUAUAUUUUGUAUUGCUUGCAUGCGUAACCAACACAGAUGCGCUUGUUGUAUGUUAUCCAUCCCCUAGAUGGGAAACAAGAUCAAUCCAACAACUUUCUUGAAUCUGGUUCAACAUGAUCUCAUUUUUAGACUUGGAAUAUAACAGCACAAUGUUUCCUCUCAGAUUUUUUUCAGCAGCGGGGGCAGGCUCUCCGUGGAGUCAUUGCGAAGUAAAGAAAUUACCCUCGACUCCAGAUUUUACUGUUAUAAACUAUUGAUUGAAUGACCAGUUGAAAAUGUAAUUUUCAAGGCUGAAUGUAAAACAAAAUAAAAA